This is a messenger RNA of Medioppia subpectinata, 1315 nucleotides long. The record is from the annotation of a GenBank genome assembly. Lineage: Eukaryota; Metazoa; Arthropoda; Arachnida; Sarcoptiformes; Oppiidae.
GAUGCCGUACCGGUGAUAGGGCUGGGUAUACAUGAAAACUCCGGGCACAUUGACUUUUACCCCAAUGGCGGAACCACACACCAACCUGGUUGCAUUAUCAACAGAGUCACCUCGGUUAUUCAAAAUGGUCUAUUUUCUGCCGUGGCAUGCAAUCAUUUCCGCUCAGUUGACUUUUUCAUAGCCAGUAUAAACCCGAAAAACCCUAAAGCUGUGGCCACCCAGUGCUCCGACUAUAUCUCAUACCUUUCCGAAAGUUGCAAUGUUGAUGGCAUAGAUAAUAACGUGGCACAAGCUAUAAUGGGUGAACAGGCCGUACUGUCUAAACCGUAUGAGAAAAGUGCUAUCUUAGCCGCGUUUAUUACUCUAGGCUCGUGCCAACUGUUUGGCCUAUUUGGGCCACCCAAACCGGCUCAAUUUACCACCAAGUUCAAUCUAUACACGCGUAAUAACAAACAAACUGCCCAGGUGCUUACAUCGCGCGACGCUGGUAAUCUGGCCGCUAUCACCAAGACCAAUUUCAAGGGCUCGCUGAUGACCAGGUUCAUUGUCCACGGCUUUGUCGACACCACAUCUGCCAGCGUAUGGAUGGGCAAAAUGAAAGACGCGUUUUUGGACGCCGGCGACUGUAAUGUGUUUAUUGUCGACUGGAGUGCCGGUAAUGGACUUUUGUCGUAUGACCAGAGUGCUUCUGGAUUAUCGGUAGCAAAUGUGCAUAUAUUGGGCCACUCAUUGGGCGCACACAUCGCCGGAUACGCCGGGCAGGCAUUUAAUGGACAGUUAGGCCGUAUCACUGGCUUUGACCCAGCUGGUCCUGGUUAUGCCGGUAAAGAUACCAAGGACAAACUCAAUCCAUCAAACGCUCAAUUUGUGGAUGCUAUACACACCGACACAUUCCCAUUGAUAGGGUUGGGUAUAAAUGAAAACUCAGGUCACGUGGACUUUUACCCUAACGGCGGUCACGACCAACCUGGUUGCGUUAUCAACCGAUUGGGCUCCUUUAUCGAUAACGGAUUAUACGGCGGUUUUGCGUGCAACCACUUUAGGUCAGUGGAGUUUUACACGGCUAGCAUCAACCCUAAUAACCCUAAGGGUGUGGCCACCCAGUGCUCGGACUACAGUACAUACCUGUCCGGUGAUUGCGAUGAUAGUGCCGGCGCUAAUGGAGGCACUGUUAUAUUCGGUGAACAGGCAAUACUGGCCAAGCCUUACGAGAGCAUCACUGUUGGCAAAAAAUAUUAUUUGACCACGGGCGCUUUCUAUCCGUUUUUUGAAACUAAAUAACUAAUUUAUUUUGAUAAAAAUUAACAUAUUGACA